Lingula anatina is the source of this 2267-nucleotide messenger RNA. RefSeq names its product RING finger protein 151. Gene Ontology annotation, molecular function: zinc ion binding. NCBI's taxonomy places the organism in Eukaryota, Metazoa, Brachiopoda, Lingulata, Lingulida, Lingulidae. The record is from RefSeq and is a predicted model, not a curated record.
AGUACGCGAGGGCAAAGUUGGAAGCGUGAUGGAGUGAGGAAACUUUAACACAAAGAAAAGUGGAAACGUUUUUGGUUGAAGCAUGUGACAAUCAGUAGGGCUGAACUCAAUCCAAAGAUGGGUUAUGACAUUGAGCGAUUCAUCGGACCAAUCAACGAUGGCCUUUUAUGUUGCAUCUGCCGUGAUGUGCUUGAGGACCCAUUGCAAGCGCCGUGUGAACACGCAUUUUGUUCAGUUUGCAUCCAUGGCUGGCUUGUGCAUGAGAAUUUCUGCCCAGAGGACAGAAGGACACUAUGGGCGUCUGAGCUCAAACCCAUAUUCCGUUACAUGAAAAAUGACUUAAACCAGCUCCAGAUUCGAUGUAAAAACACACGAGCAGGCUGCACGUUUGUGUGUGACCUCGAACACGCAGCUGCACAUGACCGUGAGUGCCCCUUUGACACAGUGGAGUGCCCCAGUGUGGGAUGCACAGUGAUGGUUGAACGAAGGCAGAUGGAGGAGCACCUCCAAUCGUGCGAAUUUAGAACACGUGAAUGCCCGCGUGGUUGUGGCCUCCCCCUUUUGAGCACUGAGGAUGCAGAUCACAAUUGCAUUGCGGAGCUACGGACCACACUAGAACUUCUCCGCUCAGAGAUGAUCUGUAAAGUUGAAGAUCAGAAACAAGAGAUGGAGCUCCGCCUUGAUGCACAGCGGCGCCACAUGGUGCAAAGGGAAAGCGCUCUGCAGAGUCAGGUGGACGAGCUGAAAUCUCAGAUGUCACGUCUCACACAGGAUGUCCAGAUCUUAUCAGAUAAAGAGAAACAGCGCGUAGAGGAGACACAACGCUUAGAACUGGAAAAGAAAGAGCUGAUGGAUUUACUGCGUAGUUUACACAUUCGGGAACCAGAGGAAAGAAUCAUCACCAAGAAGCACAUUUGCCGUCAGUGUCAUAAGACAGAGAAGGUCACUCUGCUGUAGUAACUUUUGUAUUGUCUUGUUAUCACUUAGGCCAUGUUCAGUUCAGUUUUAACUAAAACUGUUAUAGUCCUUAUUUAAGGAAGUACACUUUUUGCUACCUCUACAAUAUAUGAGUUAUUUGGUUGGAAUAAGGAAUGGUGGUUGAUGUAGUUAAAAUAACAUUUACAACUUAUUUUUCAGAAUAUUAAUUCACUUCAAAUUAGUGAGGGUUUACAUAGAUGAUAGGUUCUUUAAAAAUAUACUUCUUGAAGUAAGAUAUAUUGGUUUAUUUAAGACUAUCCUGAACAUAGCCUUUUUCAUCUGUAGUGCCAUAAUACAUUAAAAGUUGAGCAGUUGAAACUUCUGAAACAAAGGCCCUUUUUGCAUCAUGCAGUGCACCUACACAAAAAAAAAACUCUUUUAGAGUCAUAAGACUAUAGAUAGCAGCUGUAGUUUGCCACAACAACCAUGCUGUCAUAUUCAUCAUAUUUUUAAGAUCAUUAUGCUUAGAAUGCCAUGUAGAAUUUCAUAUUUGAUACAUUGCCAUAUGUAAUUGUGCUUCAGCUGUUAGACAAACAUUUUGCCAUCAUUCAGUCAUGCCAUUCAUAGUGUCAUUAGGUAGCAAGAGAUAUCAAUUUGUGUGUCAAACCAGAUACCUGUUUGUUGAAGUUGUGUCUCCUUUCAAAUUGGUCAUUAUUAGAGUGACCAAAUAUGACCCAUAUCAGGAAGACAUCAGAUUAUGAUUAGGUCAGCAUAAAAGGCCAAUCUAAUCCCUCUGUGCCUCUGCCAAAGUGAGGGAAUUAGUUCAGUUUUUUUUUUUUUUUUUUUUUUUUUUUUAGGUCUACCCAGCUUAGCUGAAAACUGGCCAUAAAAUGUUUAAAAAUUAGCAACUUUAAGGCAAAUUUUUUUUUUCAUUUUCUUCUUUCAAUUUUGUGUCAUUUAAUGUAGAAACUUUGUUUUGCAUAAGUGAAUGUUUAUCACUAGUGAAAUUUAUACUUUUUUUUCCCAAUAAUGCCAAAAAGACAAAGAUUUUGAACUGAUUUUGAACAGAAUUGCACAUUUAAUCCGUCCCAGAUUCUUGACAAUUAACCAUUUUUGGUUAAAAUGUUUUCUUUGCAGUGCUGAUAAUCAUAGUGAUAUACUUAUACUAUAGGUCUUUUUAUCUAUCCAAUUGUUAUUAUACAUAGCAUAUAACAGUUUGCAUCAUUCAGCUUUGGUUUUUAUGCAUGGGUUUUAAGACUUGUUGCUGACUCACUGUGAUAUAUGGAAUGGGGAAACUUUUAAAGUGGAAUAUGAAUACAGUGAUUACUCGAUCUUUUCAAUGGGGGGGG